AUGAAAUCAACCCUACAGAGUCUACAGUCCGAUUUACAAUCGUCAUCAUCCUCCUCUUCGAAGAUACAACCGUCGGAUCAAUCGUGUGUGCAAUCACGUGUAAAACUUCCAGAAAUACGACUGCCAAGCUUUGGAGGCAAAACACGAGAUUGGGUUACGUUCCGGGAUAUGUUUAGAAGCCUCAUCCAUCGGAACGAACAGCUUACCGAAAUGGAUAAGUUCACGUAUCUUCGGUCAUCCCUCACAGAUGAAGCGCGUGUGUUGCAGACCCGGUACGAAAACAAGAAGCUUAUCGUCAAGGCUCACCUAGAUGCACUAUUUGCAGAGGAACCAAUGAAGAGGGAGAAUUACGAAGCAUUGAAUCAUCUUCUCAGCGAAUACGAUCGAAACUUACAAAUGCUGGAAAAGAUUGGUGAAGCUCCAUCUAACUGGAGUACAAUUUUAGUGUACAUGGUAUGCUCUAGACUCGAUCCAGUAACUCUCCGCCACUGGGAAUCGCAUCACAGCUCAAAGGAUGUGCCCAGUUAA
Molecule: messenger RNA, 528 nt
Organism: Toxorhynchites rutilus septentrionalis
Lineage: Eukaryota; Metazoa; Arthropoda; Insecta; Diptera; Culicidae
Exons: 1
Coding region: 1-528 (175 amino acids)
Source: RefSeq, a predicted model, not a curated record